AUGGACCCGCCGCGGCCCUUCCGCCCGCCCAGGCCCGGGCCCGGGCCCGCCCUGCCCGCGGCGAGGGGGCUCCGCGGGCUCCGCGGGCUCGUGGCCUUCUCCCCUCGCCUGCCCUCGCCCGGCCCCGCCCAGCCCCGAGCCGCGUCGUCGCCGUUCCCCGCGCUGUUCCGCGGGCUGGGCCUGGGUGAGCGGCCUGUGGAGAGGCCCCUCGGCCGGGGCGGCACUGGCGAUAGGAAGGCUGCGGCUCCGCCCGGCCCCGUGCAGCAGCAGGAGAAGGAGGAGGACAAGGGGGCAGCGCUGGCGGCGCUCCCCACGCGUGGGCAGAUCCUGUGGAAAGGCAGAGGGGGCGCGCUGCCCACCCAGCCUGGAGGAGCCGCCCCGUGCCCGCCCAGCCCGCAGCCCUGCCCGACGCCCGUGCCCACCCCGGAGAGCCCCUCAGCUGCUGCCAGGCCGACGCAGGGGACGAAGGCGGCGGCGAAGGGAGCCACGGUCCCCGUGGGGCUGAACUUUGUCAAGAUCCACUGCCAGAACGAAGCUGUCUACCAGUACCACGUGACCUUCAGCCCCGAGGUGGAGUGCAAGGCUGCCCGCUUUGCCAUGCUGAAGGAGCAGCGCGCCGUGACCGGGGACGUGAUGGCCUUCGACGGCUCCAUCCUCUUCCUGCCCAUCCAGAUCCCCAAGGUCAGCCUGAAGGCUCAGAGGAACAGCGACGGGGAGGAGAUCUUCAUCAGCAUCCAGAUGACCAAAAUCCUGGAGCCCAGCUCGGAUCUCUGCAUCCCCUUUUACAACGUGGUCUUCCUUAGAGUGAUGAAAAUCUUAAAUAUGAGCCUGGUUGGGAGAAAUUUCUUUGAGCCUGCCCAGGCCACCACCCUACAGAAAUACAGCCUCCAUAUCUGGCCGGGAUACGCCGUCAGCAUCGGGAGGAAGGACGGGGGGCUCUUCCUCAUGGUGGACGCCAUCCACAAGAUCAUCCGCAGCGAGUCCGUGCUGAGCGUGAUGCAAACCAUCCACUCCCAGAGCCAGAGGACGUUCCAGGACGAGUGCACCAAGCAGCUGGUGGGGAGCGUGGUCAUGACGCGCUACAACAACCGCACCUACCGCGUGGAUGACAUCGACUGGGACAAGACCCCCAAGGACACUUUCACCCUGGCCAGCGGGCAGGAGGUCACCUUCGUGGACUACUACAGCAAGACCCACGGGAUCACCAUCAGAGAACUGGACCAGCCCCUGCUCAUCCACAAGCCCAAGGAGAAACAGAUACCAGCGGGGAGGCGCCAGCUGAAGAUGGUGCUGCUCGUGCCAGAGCUCACCUUCCUCACCGGGCUCUCCGACCUCCGCAAGAACAGCCGGGUGCUGAAGGAGGUGAUGUGGGAGAUGAUCCAGAGUCCCCAGCAGCACUACCAGCGCCUCACCGGCCUCCUGCGCCGCAUCCGGGACACCCCGGACGCUUCCCGGGAGCUGGAGCGCUGGGGGCUGGUCCUGGACACGGAUAUCUACAGGACCCAGGGUCACAUCCUGCCCGUGGAGCGGAUCAACCUCCGGCACCGCUCCUUCCUCCCCGCCGAGGAGCUGGGCUGGCACCGCGAGGUGACGAAGGAGGUGCCCAUCGCCGUGAUCUCCAUCAGUUCCUGGCUCCUGAUCUAUCCCAAGCGGCUGCAGCACGUGGCCAAGGACCUGCUGGCAGCCGUGAGGAGCAGCUGUGGGGCCAUGGGAAUGCAGGUGGGACAGCCCACGGUGCAGGAGCUGCGGGACGACCGCAUCGAGACCUACGUCAGGGCCAUCCAGAGCUCUUUGGGAAGCCAGGAAAAGGUGCAGCUGCUCCUGUGCAUCAUCCCUGGUGGCCGGGACGACGUCUACGGGGCCAUCAAGAAGCUUUGCUGUGUGCAGACCCCCGUGCCCUCCCAGGUCAUCAACGCCCAGUCCCUCACGGGCCAUCCUGGCAAGAUCAGGAGCGUGGUGCAGAAAGUUCUGCUGCAGAUGAACUGCAAGCUGGGCGGGCAGCUCUGGGGGGUUGAUAUCCCACUGAAGCAGCUGAUGGUUGUGGGCAUGGACAUCCACCACAGCAGGAGCCAGGGCAUGCGCUCUGUCAUCGGCUUCGUGGCCAGCAUGAACCACAUCCUCACCAGGUGGUACUCCAGGGUGGUUUUCCAGAUGCCCCACCAGGAAAUCGCCGACAGCCUCCGGCUCUGCCUCUCCCAAGCCCUCAAGCGCUUCUACGAGCUGAACCACUCCCUGCCCAUGAAGAUCGUGGUGUACCGGGAUGGGGUGUCCGACCCCCAGCUGGACACGGUGCUCAAGUACGAGGUGCCCCAGCUCCAGAAGAGCUUCCACACCUUCCAAAAUUACCAGCCCAGCCUCGUGGUCAUCGUGGUGCAGAAGCAGAUGAGCACCAACUUCUACUGCCUGACAGGAGAGGAGUUUGUGUCCCCUCCCCUGGGCACCGUCAUCGACCACGGCGUCACCAGCUCGGGCUGGCAGGAUUUCUUCCUGCUGGCCCAUCACACCCGGCAGGGCUGCAGCGUUCCCACGCGCUACAUCUGCAUGUGGAACACGGCCAACCUCAGCUCCGAGCACCUCCAGAGGCUGACCUUCAAGCUGUGUCACCUGUACUGGAACUGGCCGGGCACCGUCCGUGUCCCUGCCCCCUGCAAGUACGCCCACAAGUUGGCAUUCCUGGCGGGCCAGGUCCUGCACCACGAGCCCAGCGCCCACCUCUGCGAGCAGCUCUUCUUCCUUUAACCUGCCAGGACCCAGAAAUCCGGGACUGCACUGGGAAAAGCGGGAUUGAACUGGGAUUGCACCCCGAGUUCUGCUCCCCACCCGCUGCUCUUUGCCCCCCCUGUGCCAAGGGGGAUCUUCCUCAGUUCUCUGUUCUGGUGUUAAUUUAAUUUAUUCUUUCUUCGUUGCUUUCGAGGCUGCUGGGGAUUGCGGCAGCAUCCCGGGGCUGUGGGGUUUUAAUUUGGGAAUUAAUCCCCGUGGGGAUGAACCCAAAAGGAAUUUCCUGCUGGUUUCCAGCCCUCCCAGUAAAGGGGGUUGAGUUAACGAGCCCCAAAAGUGCUGCUGCUCCCACAGCUCAUCCCUGUGCCGGUGCUGGAUGGAAAUCCCAAAGAUUUCAGGGUUUUUUUUUUUUCCCCCCUCCCCAGUUUCUUGCAUUUCCAUGCAGGUUCAAAGUUUUGUUUUUUUUUUUUUUUUUUUUUUUUUUUUUUUUUUCCUGGGCUUUUUUCAGCUCCAGUUUGGCCAGUUCUCCCGUCCUUGAGGAGUCACUGGUUUUCCAAGGAGAAUUCUUUGUGGAUUCAGGUCAUUACCCCAGGGAAAGGUUGGAGUUUUCACCUAUUUUAGGUGCUUUUUUUGCCUUAACUCGAGACAAGUUGGAAUUCCCUCAUUUUUCUCUUUGCUGAAAUUGGUUCAUUCCAAUAAAAUCGUUGCUGGCA
Molecule: messenger RNA, 3431 nt
Organism: Vidua chalybeata
Lineage: Eukaryota; Metazoa; Chordata; Aves; Passeriformes; Viduidae
Gene: PIWIL2
Product: piwi like RNA-mediated gene silencing 2
Exons: 21
Coding region: 1-2739 (912 amino acids)
Biological process (GO): regulatory ncRNA-mediated gene silencing
Cellular component (GO): P granule
Molecular function (GO): piRNA binding; protein binding
Source: RefSeq, a predicted model, not a curated record